Messenger RNA from Castor canadensis (American beaver), 916 nucleotides. The record is from RefSeq and is a predicted model, not a curated record. Lineage: Eukaryota; Metazoa; Chordata; Mammalia; Rodentia; Castoridae.
AAGUGAGACACUGGAGCUGAGGGAGCAUCAUGGCAGUGUUUCUAGAGGCAAAGAAUGCCCAUGCAGUCCUGAAGCGGUUCCCUCGUGCCAAUGAGUUCCUGGAAGAGCUGCGCCAGGGCACCAUCGAGAGAGAGUGCAUGGAGGAGAUCUGUAGCUACGAGGAAGUCAAAGAGGUGUUUGAGAACAAAGAGAAAACGAUGGAGUUCUGGAAGGGGUACCCGAAUGCGGUCUACUCCGUCCGGGAUCCCUCGCAGAACUCAGAUGCCAUGUACGUGGUGGUGCCCCUGCUGGGGGUAGUGCUGCUGAUCGUCAUUGCCUUGUUCAUCAUCUGGAGAUGCCAGCUGCAGAAGGCAACUCGCCAUCACCCCUCGUAUGCCCAGAACCGGUACCUUGCCAGCCGCACCGGGCACAGCCUGCCCCGGGUCAUGGUGUACCGGGGCACUGUGCAUAGCCAGGGGGAGUCUUCUGGGCACCGUGAGGCAGGGGGCAACUCACAGGUAGUUCUGGGACCCAGCCGGGGGGGCAGAACCACGGUCCGGCUGGAGAGUACCCUCUACCUCCCUGAGCUCUCUCUUUCCAGACUGUCCAGUGCCACCCCACCCCCCUCCUAUGAGGAGGUGACUGCGCCUCAGGAGGGCAACAGUGAGGAGGCCAGUGUCUCUUAUAGUGACCCACCCCCAAAGUAUGAAGAGAUAGUGGCGGCCAGCCCUGGUGCAGACAAGUAGAGAUGCACGUGCCCUGGCCCACGCGAAAGCCUCUUUCACGGGCCUCCUGUUUCCUUCUGAACUUCUGAAAGACUGUGCCACCACAAAACAGCCUUAGCCUCCUUGUUGCCAAAUAAUUCCCUAACCGUGGAUUUUUAGGAAGCCAGUUGGCAGACCAGGUGGGGAGGGUGGGGGUUCAGAACACGCAUGAG